Molecule: messenger RNA, 561 nt
Organism: Monascus purpureus
Lineage: Eukaryota; Fungi; Ascomycota; Eurotiomycetes; Eurotiales; Aspergillaceae
Source: the annotation of a GenBank genome assembly
AUGGUCCUGGGAGGUAUACAGAGGCGCGUUGGCGUCCAGCGCCUGUCAAUGUCCCUUACACCGUUGCGACUCCCUCCACGCCGGACCCUGAUCCCCCCGCCGACCCCCAGUUCGGGUCCUCUGAUGGAGCGACGUGCAGAUCGAGAGCUUCCUUCUGUAAAUACGAAUAGAGGCUGGCUACGUACGCUGCCAAUCUUUGCGGUUGUCGUUGGGGCGGCCAUGCUGGGUAUUUUCAACUACCAGAAAUCAUCCUCGAGCGUGGUCAGCGGUACGCUCUACGCUCUUCGGACCUCUCCUCGGGCUCGGGAGAUCCUAGGUGACGAGAUUUACUUUGCUCAGAAAAUGCCUUGGAUUAGUGGUGAGAUGAACCAAUUGCACGGGAGGAUCGACAUUUCAUUUUGGGUGAAGGGGACCAAGGGAAUAGGUAAAAUGAGGUUUCGGAGCAUUAGGCCUGAUCGCAUGAGCUAUUUCCGGACACAGGAAUGGAGCCUAGAGACUGAGGAUGGAAAGGUGGUGCAAUUACUCGACGAGAGCGACGGUGAUCCAUUUCAACAGGCAUGA